Molecule: messenger RNA, 438 nt
Organism: Phaeoacremonium minimum UCRPA7
Lineage: Eukaryota; Fungi; Ascomycota; Sordariomycetes; Togniniales; Togniniaceae
Product: putative 4-hydroxy-2-oxovalerate aldolase protein
Exons: 4
Coding region: 1-438 (145 amino acids)
Cellular component (GO): cytoplasm
Molecular function (GO): aldehyde-lyase activity
Source: RefSeq, a predicted model, not a curated record
AUGACGCAAUAUACAACCCAGUUGUCGUAUGCGACAAUCGCUGAGGUAGUGAACGAGGAGGUUAUGAUCAUGCCUAUGAUAGAGACAACCGACGGUGUCGAGAAUGUUGAGGCCAUUGCAGCUGUAUCUGGCAUCGACGCACUUUUGAUUGGCUGUGCAGAUCUGUGUAUGGAGCUUGGAAUUCCUGGACAAUAUGACUCUGAGCUCUUUCACUCAACUGUUGCGCGCAUUGCCGCAGCCGCGGAGAAAGCCAGCCACAGUGACAGUCAAGUCUUUGUAGGACUUGGUGGUUUGGAGCCACGUCCUGACUUGUUAGAAACAUUUGCGAAGCGCCAUAACUCUAUAAGGUUCGCCAUGGCCGGACGGGAUCUGGCACUCUUGCUGGCGGGCAUGGCUAAACAAGCUGCCUCGAUGAAUGAAAUAUCGACAAGAUUGUAG